This is a messenger RNA of Paramecium octaurelia, 1265 nucleotides long. The record is from the annotation of a GenBank genome assembly. Lineage: Eukaryota; Ciliophora; Oligohymenophorea; Peniculida; Parameciidae.
GGAUGAGUCAAUUUCAAGUAAAUCUCAUAAAUUUGUCAAACCCUCACGAUUAAACCAUUUAUAGUUAUAACACAAGUACACUUAUUGUAGAUUUGCAUCAAUAAUUAGCUCAAAAGAGUGAUCAUGGCAAUGUUUAAAUCUAUUUUACCCAAAAUUAACCUUUCAAAGGAAACCUAAAUCGUUAUUUGCAUUAAAAUAUCAAAGAAUCUUCAAUAUAUUACAAUUUAAAUGUUUCAUAAAUAUAAACGCCAUCUGUGCAAUCUUUGAUGAAUACUUAAGAGAAUAAAAAGUAAUUAAUAAUUUCAGGAUUAUAAAAUCAGAACUCAUCUUAAUCAAUUUUAGGAUCUUCAUACCAAUCAAAAUCAGAAAAAUUAUGCUAGACAGAUGAUGAGUCAUUUUUAUAAAGUAAUGGCAACUAAUAAAUGUAAUCAUAUUUUAUUCUAAUUAGAAAUCAAGAGCAAAUUUAUUAAUUAUAAUCCAAAGUCUAAGAUUUAAAUGCUAUUUUAAAACAAAAAGAAGAAGAAAUGUAAAAGACUAUGUAUGAAAAUGAAAUUUUAUCAAAAGACUUAUAAAAUUAGAAUGAAAAAAAUAAUUAAAUCAUCUUGGAUUUAAAUAGAUAAAACGACGAUUUGAAAGAUUAAUUGACCCAAUUAUCAAGGAAGGCACAACUCGACGAAAAGAAUAUAGAGAAUUUAAAAACUCAGAUUGAAUAACUGAAGAUUGAAAAUGAGUCCAAAAAUAUUAUAACUCAUUAAAUAAUGUAACUAAAUGAUAACCAUUUCUAAAAAUAGUAAGGACUUGCGGAAAUUCAACAAGAAUAAAAUUAACUCUAAUCACAAAAAAAUGAAAUAGAUUUAUUGUCAUUUAAUGAUACUGUAGAAACUUAUAAAAAUAAAUGUGGACAUAUGAUAGAAAGGAACAAAUUAGAAAACUUAUUGAUUUAUGCUGUGAAGAAUAAAUAAAUUGUAAAAUGUGAAACUUGCAAUUCUAAUUUUUCUUCCUCUAUUUGUUAGGAUAUUGGCAUGAUUGGUUAAAAUUACUUAAAGUUAAAAUCCACUUUAGAAUUAUCUGAAAUGUAAAAUAGUUUUAAGGCACUUUAAAAAUCACAUCUAAAUGUAGUUACUUGUGAAAAUAGGAGCUGUAAUUUUUUUUGUGUUUAUUAAACUGCAAAUCAAUAUUCCGAUAGUGAUUAUAGUUAUUGUCCAAAUUGCUUGGGAAUGUUUGUUAAGAAUCCUCAAGAAGUGCCUCAAAUUAUAAAUCUUUGA